AUGUUACUGUUAAUUCCAAAUAUAUCGGGGUUUAAAAGUCUUUACAAACCAUCUGACGAGUGCUUACCAUCAGUUUCAUCGGGCAAAACAGGCCUCCCCUCCGACGCCACACCUACCGAGACAUACGAAUGGCUAAACCGGAAUCGUUUCCAUCGACUGACGGAUGUGUUGAUGAACUUCUCGUCGGAAGACUUGAGACGAUUAUCGCGCGACGACUUAAUCCAAAUCUGCGGCCUUUCGGACGGCAUUCGGUUAUACAACACGAUUCAUGCCAUUCAGAGCACCACUCGAUUGACUAUCUUUGUUACCACAGAUGGGAAAGUCCACAACGGAAUCUACUUGAAGUCCUUAACUCAUGAGGAGCUGCGCCACCGUCUCAUCGAAGCACUG
Messenger RNA from Oppiella nova, 390 nucleotides. NCBI's taxonomy places the organism in Eukaryota, Metazoa, Arthropoda, Arachnida, Sarcoptiformes, Oppiidae. The record is from the annotation of a GenBank genome assembly.